Bradysia coprophila is the source of this 1578-nucleotide messenger RNA. RefSeq names its product mitochondrial transcription factor B2 (gene mtTFB2). NCBI's taxonomy places the organism in Eukaryota, Metazoa, Arthropoda, Insecta, Diptera, Sciaridae. Gene Ontology annotation, biological process: rRNA methylation; transcription initiation at mitochondrial promoter. The record is from RefSeq and is a predicted model, not a curated record. Gene Ontology annotation, molecular function: rRNA (adenine-N6,N6-)-dimethyltransferase activity; mitochondrial transcription factor activity. Gene Ontology annotation, cellular component: mitochondrial matrix.
AGCAGUUGUCAGUCUCUACCGUCUAUACAUAAUAAGAAAAUGUAAACAAAAAUUUCGUAAUUUCUUCUCUGAAACAAUUUGUUCCACCACCGUUACAAUGAUAAUACAGCGUCGUCUCAUACCGCAUCUGGCACAGAUUUUCCGGUCGAAGCAUAAUCUGAUCUCAUUUUUAAAGAAUCCGAAAAGGGCCGUAAAAAAUGCACGAGCUGCCGAAACGAAACUGAACCUGUCUUUUGUGGAAUCUAUGGACGAUGGGUUCAUCAGCAAGUUUCCGAAAAGGAUAACCCGCACAUCCCAAGUAAAUUCGCUGGAUGCACAUCACUUGUACCUGGUCAAUGACGAAACAGCGACAAAGAUCGCUCGACACUUAACCGAAUCAGUCGAUCCAAGUAAAACGUUUGUCGAAACGAAUCCCGGUCUGGGUCUGUUAACCAAAUUGCUCGUCCAAAGUGACAUCACCGAUUUGCGGUUGUUUGAGGCCCAUUCGGAAUUUUCCGAUGAUCUGCAGAUGAUGUACACGGAUGUCCAGCCCGAUCGGGUGAAAUUGAGAAAUUUCGACUUAAUCACCCUGCACCGGUCCCUUUACGUAGAUCAAUUGACUGGCGGUAAUCGAAUCGAUAGGACACUUUCUGGACUGCCAUCGACCGAAUGGGAAAACGACACAAAUUUUACGCUGUUCGGUGCAACCGGAUCGAGUUCAUUCUUCUGGCACCUCAUCAAUUCGAUCGUGUACCAGAACAGCAUACUGGCGCUGGGCCGAUGUGAAAUGUACAUGGUUAUGCCGUCAUUGACGUACAUGACGUUGGCCGGCUCUAACAGCAGCGCACUUCAAUAUUACCGCUCCUUGUCGAUUCUGUUCCAAAUCUUUUUCGAGUAUCAACUUUUGGACAAAUUUCCGCGGGCGGAUUUCUUGCCGCACCUUAAGAACCCGCCACGAGUUGGUAAAUUGAACUUUAGGCUUCGGAACAAUGUCAAGGGGAUUCAGCUCGCGACAGUCGAUCCGGAAUUGAUGUAUUUCGUGAAAAUUGUUCCGCGGAGUGACUUAUACGAAUGCUGUCCACCGAAACAAAUCCAAGAGCUGUGGCAUUUCAUCUGCCUGCAUUGCUUCGCUCGCCAAAACCGGAUUAUUCCGCUAUUAGAAAAAUGGAUACCAGGCUGCGGUGCUCGAUUGCUAAUUGAUUUCUGUACAAAAGAACGCAAACGGCCGCAACGCAUCCACAAAUUUGAUCUAUUCGAACCACCGCCCAGCACCAAUCGAUCGAUGACAUUGUCCGACCGUGAUUAUUACGACAAUUUGAACAUUUACACCCAGUUCGGCGAUCUACAGCCAACGCAACUGUUGACGUUGUUCCGCGAAUUUCACGCGAUGCCCGAGUAUGCGAGUUGCAGUUUUGUGGCGUCGCUGGAGAGGGUUUUACAGAAGAAGACGGUCAUUAAGUCGGACGAGAGUAGUGGAAGUAGUGCAAGUAUCAAACAGGCGAGGGAUGUUCGGUAGUGAUUUUAGGAAAAUGGAGAGAAUUGAGAGAGAGGGAGAGGGAGAGAGAGAGAAAUAAAAGUUUUCUUAUGUUCAUGUUGAAU